This is a messenger RNA of Lentinula edodes (shiitake mushroom), 1707 nucleotides long. RefSeq names its product HMGL-like-domain-containing protein. The coding region runs from base 128 to 1552 and encodes 474 amino acids. The transcript has 8 exons. Gene Ontology annotation, molecular function: homocitrate synthase activity. Gene Ontology annotation, cellular component: mitochondrion. NCBI's taxonomy places the organism in Eukaryota, Fungi, Basidiomycota, Agaricomycetes, Agaricales, Omphalotaceae. The record is from RefSeq and is a predicted model, not a curated record.
ACGUGAGCUAAUUCCAAUUCAUCACUCGGUCUCGAGUCAUCAAAUUUUCAUCUACUUAAAAAUUACUGUCAUUCAACAAAGUUCAUUUUCAACGACCACCUGAAUCUUUACCUCCUACUUACCUCAAAUGUGCCACCACGCCAAUGGUGACUCCCAGUCCCAAGAUGUCUCGCAGAUGGUCGAGGUCCCCCUAACGAACGGUGCUACCAACGGAAAUGUCAAUGGAAAACGAGGUACUUCCCGUAACCCCCACAUCACAAACCCCAUCGAAAACCAACGUCGGAAUCCUUACGCUCCAAGAGCCUCGGACUUUCUUUCAAACAUAUCUAAUUUCAACAUCAUUGAGAGUACUCUUAGAGAGGGAGAACAAUUCGCAAAUGCUUUCUUUGAUACUAAGACCAAAAUUGCAAUUGCGAAGGCAUUGGAUGCUUUCGGUGUGGAAUACAUCGAACUAACAUCACCAGCUGCUUCAGAACAAUCGCGAGCAGACUGCGAGGCAAUCUGCAAGCUCGGAUUGAAAGCUAAAAUUUUGACCCACAUUCGUUGUCAUAUGGACGAUGCUCGGAUUGCCGUCGAGACUGGUGUCGAUGGUGUUGACGUCGUCAUCGGUACAUCCUCCUUCCUUCGCGAAUUUUCGCACGGGAAGGACAUGGCCUACAUCACUAAGACUGCAAUUGAAGUCAUCAACUAUGUGAAGAGCAAGGGAAUAGAAGUUCGAUUCUCUUCGGAAGACUCUUUCCGUUCGGAUCUGGUCGAUCUUUUAUCGAUCUAUCAGACUGUCGACAAGAUUGGCGUAAACAGAGUUGGAAUUGCUGACACCGUUGGGUGUGCAAACCCAAGACAAGUUUACGACCUCGUCAGGACACUGAGAGGUGUCGUUACCUGUGACAUUGAAAUUCAUCUGCACAAUGAUACCGGAAUGGCCAUUGCAAACGCUUACACUGCUCUUGAAGCUGGAGCGACCCACAUUGAUACCUCUGUUCUCGGUAUUGGUGAACGCGUCGGGAUCACUCCUCUGGGAGGCCUCGUUGCUUGUCUGUACGCUGCGAAUCCAGAAUAUGUCAAGAGCAAGUAUAACCUUCCCAUGCUUCGUGAAAUCGAAAACUUGGUCGCCGAAGCUGUCGAGGUCAACGUUCCUUUCAUGAACCCAAUCACUGGCUACUGUGCAUUCACCCACAAGGCCGGUAUCCACGCGAAAGCAAUUCUUAACAACCCGAGCACGUACGAAAUACUCAAGCCUGAAGAUUUUGGUCUCACAAGAUACGUCUCAAUUGGCCAUCGUCUUACUGGAUGGAAUGCUGUCAAAUCUCGUGUGGAGCAACUUGGACUCACACUUACUGAUGAUGAGAUCAAAGAUGCUACCGCCAAAAUCAAGGAGCUUGCUGACGUCCGAACACAGUCGAUGGAUGAUGUCGAUUCUCUUCUCCGUGUAUACCACUCUGGUAUUCAGUCUGGCGAACUUGCUGUUGGUCAAAAGGAGGCUUUGGACCGUCUCCUUAGCAAGCACAGAUCUCAAAGCCAGGAGUCCCAGGAACGAACUGCAACUGCUUGAAUGGUUCAAAAAAUAUGUUGUGUGAAAAGUUUGAUCUGUACCGCCGUUAAAGAGCAUAUGUCGCUUUUGGAUGGAAGAAGGACAGCAGUUUUACCUGGACUUGUGUUGUGUAUCAAAAAAAACGGCGUCUCCGACCACCACCCUGUACAUGCUUU